GUCGGCUGCUCGGGCUGCCGCGGCUCGGGGAGCGCAGAGUCCCGAGGGCUCUGGGGUCCUCGUCGCCGUCACCUCCACCGGCGUGAACAAGUGAGGUCUGAGCCGGCUUCUCCAUGGCCUGCGCACCAGUUCCCGGCUGAGUCAUUUUCUUUUUGGCACAAAGUCCCCGCCCAGAGGCCGAGUCGUCGCGGCGGCGGUGGGGAUCGCAGGUCGCUCAGGCUUGCAGAUGGGUCAGGCGCUGUGGAGAGUGGCCAGAAACCAGCAGCUCCAGCAGGAAGGCUACAGUGAGCAAGGCUACCUCAGCAGAGAGCAGAGCAGACGGAUGGCCGCCAGCAGCAUGCCGAGCGCCGGUCAUCGGAGACAAGUCCAAGGAGGCAUAGAUAGAUACCAUCUUUUGAAGGCAAGGAAAUCUAAAGAACAGGAAGGCUUCAUUAAUUUGGAAAUGCUGCCUCCUGAGCUAAGCUUUACCAUCUUGUCCUACCUGAAUGCAACUGACCUCUGCUUAGCUUCCUGUGUUUGGCAGGAUCUUGCGAAUGAUGAACUUCUCUGGCAAGGGUUGUGUAAAUCCACUUGGGGUCACUGUUCCAUAUACAGUAAGAACCCACCUCUAGGGUUUUCUUUUAGAAAAUUGUAUCUGCAGCUGGAUGAAGGCAGCCUCACCUUUAAUGCCAACCCAGAGGAGGGAGUGAACUACUUUAUGUCCAAGGGUAUCCUAGAUGAUUCACCAAAGGAAAUAGCAAAGUUUAUCUUCUGCACGAGAACACUAAAUUGGAAAAAACUGAGAAUCUAUCUUGAUGAAAGGAGAGAUGUCUUGGAUGACCUUGUAACGUUGCAUAAUUUUAGAAAUCAAUUCUUGCCCAAUGCACUGAGAGAAUUUUUUCGUCAUAUCCAUGCCCCUGAAGAGCGUGGGGAGUAUCUCGAAACUCUUAUAACGAAGUUCUCACACAGAUUCUGUGCUUGUAACCCUGAUUUGAUGCGAGAACUUGGCCUUAGUCCUGACGCCGUCUAUGUGCUGUGCUACUCCCUGAUUCUACUGUCCAUCGACCUCAGCAGCCCUCACGUGAAGAAUAAAAUGUCCAAACGAGAAUUUAUUCGAAAUACCCGUCGUGCUGCUCAAAACAUUAGCGAAGAUUUUGUAGGGCACCUUUAUGACAACAUCUACCUUAUUGGCCAUGUGGCUGCGUAGAGGCGCAGCUGCCAGGACUUCCACCUCUAGCAUCCAAGCGAGACUCCCCGAGGACUGACUUAGCAGACACGGUGGUUGCAUUAGUGCUGGGCUUUCUCGCCCCUGUGUACAAUCAAGCUUGAGUGUACAACCUUUUCUUUUUCUUUUACUAUUUUCUUUUUUAGUAACUUCCUUGGGGAACUAAAGAAUUUGGCAGAAUUUUUCUUAAUUUUGCUUAUCGUGUUUUGCACAAAGCAUAGCCAUUGUCUGACACAGCUGUUUAAGAAUGUUAAACUGACAUUAUCCUCUAAACGAUGGUAUAUUUGUGCAUUAAAUUUGCCUGAAAAACUUU
This is a messenger RNA of Manis pentadactyla (Chinese pangolin), 1517 nucleotides long. It is a transcript of the gene FBXO8, whose product is annotated as F-box protein 8. The coding region runs from base 227 to 1186 and encodes 319 amino acids. The record is from RefSeq and is a predicted model, not a curated record. Gene Ontology annotation, biological process: regulation of ARF protein signal transduction. Gene Ontology annotation, molecular function: guanyl-nucleotide exchange factor activity; protein binding. The transcript has 6 exons. Lineage: Eukaryota; Metazoa; Chordata; Mammalia; Pholidota; Manidae.